Messenger RNA from Dalotia coriaria, 3740 nucleotides. RefSeq names its product tetratricopeptide repeat protein 17. The coding region runs from base 122 to 3406 and encodes 1094 amino acids. The transcript is spliced from 9 exons. The record is from RefSeq and is a predicted model, not a curated record. Gene Ontology annotation, cellular component: cytoplasm; actin cytoskeleton. Gene Ontology annotation, biological process: actin filament polymerization. Lineage: Eukaryota; Metazoa; Arthropoda; Insecta; Coleoptera; Staphylinidae. Gene Ontology annotation, molecular function: protein binding.
GUUGCUGUCAGUUCGUGAGCUUACCACAACAUAACCUCGAUAUUAUAAGUGACCACAACCAGCUUUCGGCCAGGGUGAAUGAUGUUUUUCACAAAAAAAAUCCUCGAGACUCGUUAGAAUAAUGCACACGAAGCUUGCAUGGCGAUUGUGUUUACUUAUUGUGCAGACCCAUGCGUUUACGCACUGGAUCGUCACGGAAAAUGGACGAAUUGAACCAAAGCUUGACACGCAUUUUUACAUGCGUCGCCCUUACGAUCUCAUCGCUUUACUGGACCAAGAAAAGCGCAGAGAUGAACUUGACGCUCUUGUGCAAGACAUGGAGAAGCAGCGAAAUCUUAUCGACCACAAGUCGCUGCAGACGUCGUUCAUCUACAAUCAGGACUGCGCGAAAGUACCCAAAGACAUUCCGAAUAGCAUCGUUGCAAGUAACGCCAGCGAUCGCGUUUUCUACAGGCUACAACCAGCAGAACCGCAUGUAAAAGUCGAAGCGAUGUGCACGCGUUUUCACUAUCUGCCGUUCAGUAUGCGCACAUUUGAACAUCUGGACGCGAUGCAGUCGCGGAAGGAUAGUAAAGAGGAGACUUGUGAGGAUUGCUUACCGGAAAUGAACUGGGAGGCUGUGGGCCCAACUAUAGUUUCCGGCCUGGAAGAAAACAGCACUUCCUGGGUGCACUACAAUCUUGGUAUCUUAUACUGGUGGCGUCUGGGCAACUUGUACGAAGCUAUUGAGUGUGCGAGACGCGCUAUACACUUUGCGCCACUGGAAUAUAUCGACAUUCCAUUAGCAAAUUUGGGUAAUCUCUUAUACUUGCAUGGGGAAAAGUUCGAAGAUGCUUUGAUGGUUAUUCGUGCAGCGAUUGACCACGCGCCGAAUGAAGCCAAAUAUUAUUUACUACUGGGAGAGGCUUACAUUCACAAGGGCGAGUUCGAAAGCGGUGUCAAGUGUUUCGAAAAGUUUAAAACCCUGCACAUUGCAAAAAAUCGAUUGGAGCGAGGGCAUCUUGAAGAUUCUGCUGCUUCUGCUCUGUCAAUGAGCUGUAUCUUGAAGGCUUUGAUUGGAAUGAAAGAAUAUCAAGAUAUGUUACAAGGCAUUCUCUCAGACCUUCAUGACUUUCACACUAAACAACAGCGAUGGUUGAGUCUGCAGGAGCGUUUUUUCUGGGAGAUCGCCCCGAAUGAAUUCAAAAUGUCGCUGGCGCUCUCCGAACAGUUGACGGCAUCGUCGCUUAAUAUUAACACGUACAAAGGCUUCAAGAACAACAUUGAAAAGAUGUUGGAUAGUUACAAAGAUAAACUCGGCCAGAAUGAACAAACUCCGGAAGCUUUCAAAGACGCGAUACCAAUACCAUUAGAGAAAACCAAAGACGAACAAACCGAAGACGAGAAUUUGGUGCAAAAGUAUCCGACUUCGAUGAAUGUACCUGAUAAUUUAUACUUCGACUCUUCCAAAUGGCCAAGCAGAGAAGAAUGCACUGAAUGGAAUCUACCUUUGACUGAGGAAGAAGAUUUAAAUCUCCCGAUUGUGCUUCCGCCGGAAAACAAAGGAUAUGACAUGAUAAAAUUUUUAUCAACUGACAUCGAUAUGCCAGAAGAUGAGGAACACCCUUUACCUUGGUAUCCUCCAGUUUGUGAAACUGCUGGUUAUGAUUAUGUCGCAAAGUUUCUUCCGGAUGAAAUAAAGAAUAUUGUCGAUAAGAACAAGCCGUUGACAGUGAACAAACUCUUCAAGACUCAUUUUCUUAGUUAUAUAAAUCAGGGUAAUAGUAAUGAAGCGGAAAUAGGCCAAAGAAUAGUUUCUGCAAUGAAAGCAAAGAAAGCCCCUGCUUGGACGCUCGCAAUCUUGGCCAAUAUGUACUGGCGGAUUCGCGGUAACACGAGAAACGCGAUUCAUUGCCUCAGCAUGUAUGUCGAACCAAUGGCUGGGUCCGCAGAUGUGGCGUUUGUUUCCUUGGGAUCUAUGUUAUACCAAAUGGGGCUGAUUGAUAACGCGUUAAAGUUCGCUAACUUAGCUGCGCGAGUCAACUUCAACGAACCGAGCACAAAUUUCCUCUUGGCAUUGAUUUACUACAAGAAACAAAAUCCGAUCAAAGCGUUAUUCUAUUUAAAGAAGGUGCUGCGUGUGGAUUUUGACUAUUACGAUGGCGAAGCCGAAAAGUUAUUGAAAUUAUGGGAGUGUCGUAUUAAACUAGGCGAGUACGAAUUAAAGCCAACUGAAGAAGAUAAACCUGGUGAUAUUUGUACGGAUACAUCGCGCAGCGAAGGUGUCAUUUGCUCGCCAAACGGUGAGCAAUGCAAGACUGCGGCUAUCCAGUGCUUCAAACAAGAAAAACGCCAAAAAAUUAUACACAUGAAUAAAGAGCUUGAGGAGAAACAAUGUACGAGUACUACGAAUACAGCAGUAGGGCCCGGAUCUUUGAUAUCAACUAUGAUGCAUUCUGGGAGGGAUCCGCAAGAGUUUCAAAUGCGGAUAUUGUUUGGACAUGAUACCGAUGCGUUAACUCAGUCCGGAAUGCCAGAAAGCUCACUAGGAGACUUUUAUGUUUCAGUUGCAAUGAGUGAAGAACAAGGUCGCGAAGUAAUGCUCAAUGUGUAUGAUAAGUCUGGUACUUAUGUCCUGUCAAAGACAAAGUGCAACGAUAUCAAAGAAGCUGAUUGGUUGCACUUCACAUCUCUAUGGGAUGCAUUUGCUAGUCGAAAUAUUGAUAUUGCACCUUAUUUGAUGCCCUUGCUUCGGCAAGCGUCAGAGGUACGUCCAUAUUGUUUAACUUCGGUUAAACCCGAGUCAGUGAUUCUGGAUAAGAUUACUGCGAUGAUAUUGCGGCGGCACUUACCGCACAUUCCGGAGGAAGGCAUCGCGAAAUGGUUGGGGUUGAUGGCGUCUGAUUUAGAGGCAUCUGUCGCUGAGUUGGGUGCGAAAAUCGGCACAGCUCUCAAUGAGAAUAAUACGUCGUGGAUUCUCGCCACUGCAGCCGCAUUGUAUUGGCGCGUCGUGGGCAAUACCGAAGAAGCCGUCACGUGCAUACGGCAAGCGCUCACUUAUGUACCAGCCGAUAUGAAAGACAUUCCGCUUACGAAUCUCGCCAGUAUCUUACAAAAGUAUGUUCCCAUCAAUUGUUUAAAUUUCAUUGCAAGUUGUAUAUAUUAUCAUUUUAGGAUGGGACACUUCCAUGACGCACUGGAAAUAAUGGAAUUGGCAAUGCAGGCCAACCCCAACUUCGUCGUGAAUCACUUCCACGCCGGAAACAUUUACACUGCUCUGGGUGACUACGAGAAUGCAGUCGCAUUGUACCGCUCCUCGCUAGCUCUGGACGUGAAUUUCGAGCCAGCGCGCAAUCGCCUGCAGGCAAUCCUCUGCACGCUGCUCUUCGACGAGACGCGAACAAUUCGUGAAUCUAGCGAAUCCUAAUACUCUGUGUACCAAUAUGAAUCAUAUUUUACUACCGAAUAGCUCUCAAACUGAAUGAUCUCAAGUUGAUGUACGUACAUAUGCUCAUUCUUUACAAUUUAUUAAUAAGGCUAUUUUAAGAUAUUUACUAUUGACAUUUCCUGACUUUACAAUGGUUUUUAUUCCCUAUGACUGAUUUUUUUUCUAUUUGCGACUUAUUAUUCGAAGGCUUACUUAAAAGGAUACAUGUUAACAUGAGUUUCAAGAGACAAACACAUUGUCACAUAUGUGUGUAAUUAUUCGAUGUUACACAUACAAACAAAUAAAUAACAAACAAAAGCGCCAUGACACUGAA